CAGACCCGUUGACAGCGGAGGCCCCGCGCGGGGCGACUCCACCGGGUGUCACAUUCGCAGCGAGUUCAGGGCGGACGGCGCUCCCCUGGAGAGAGACUCCUGCAGGAGGAGGGGAAGGGCAGAGUCUGGGGGCCGCUUCCGCCGGCCGGGGAGGAGAGAGGAGGGGCGGGCUGAUCACGAGAGGCCGGGGCGGGCCGCUGGCGACCGACAGCCCCAGAAGAAGGGAGGGAACGGGGCAGCGAGCGCUGGAGAGCAGCAUGGAGCCCUUGGCCGACAGGCUCGCGACCGCGGCUGCACGGGGUCGGGCCGAAGAGGUGCGGGCGCUGCUCGCGGCGGGGGCGCAGCCCAAUGCGCCGAACCGCCUGGGUCGGAGCCCGAUUCAGGUCAUGAUGAUGGGCAGCGCCCGCGUGGCCGAGCUGCUGCUGCUCCACGGCGCGGACCCCAACUGCGCGGAUCCCGCCACCCUCACCCGACCUGUGCACGACGCCGCCCGGGAGGGGUUCCUGGACACGCUGGUGGUGCUGCACCGAGCCGGGGCGCGGCUGGAUGUGCGCGAUGCCUGGGGCCGCCUGCCCGUGGCCCUGGCUGAGGAGCGGGGCCACCGCGACACAGUCCGGUACCUUCGCGCAGCCACGGGGGGCACUGGCAGUGGUAGCCACACCGGUACAGACGGUGCAGAAGGUGUCGCAGACAGCCGGACUUAAAGAAUCAUUGAGAUCUGAAGACACCUCAAUAUGGUUUUGAUCUUCCGUCACCCAAGAGAAAUAACCCCAUCCCACCCAACUCUUCCCUGCUUUCUUAGUUGCCAUAUAUCAAAUAGCGCUUUUUAAAUCUGCCUUCCCCUUCCCCUAAAUUUACAUUUGUAUUUCCAUUUAUACAUUGUUAUAAAAGCUAAAAAGCAACAC
Messenger RNA from Lynx canadensis (Canada lynx), 905 nucleotides. Its product is annotated as cyclin-dependent kinase inhibitor 2A-like. Gene Ontology annotation, cellular component: nucleus. Bases 258 to 704 code for a protein of 148 amino acids. The record is from RefSeq and is a predicted model, not a curated record. Gene Ontology annotation, molecular function: cyclin-dependent protein serine/threonine kinase inhibitor activity; protein kinase binding. NCBI's taxonomy places the organism in Eukaryota, Metazoa, Chordata, Mammalia, Carnivora, Felidae. The transcript is spliced from 3 exons. Gene Ontology annotation, biological process: negative regulation of cell population proliferation; apoptotic process; regulation of cyclin-dependent protein serine/threonine kinase activity.